AUGCUUCGUCGAUGGGACAUGGCGCUCGAUGUCGAACGAGCCCCUGGCGCACUUUCCACGCGAGCCGAGCUUGCCUACCACAACGCAAAGCUAGAGUCAAGAAACUUUCGAUACACCACACCGGUUAUUCGACCCAUCCCGCGCGACCUUGCAGCAUCGCCGGCACUGGCAUCCAAGGCCUUUCGUUUGAUGACCGUGCCCAAGGCACUCCACAACGAAGUUGACGCUCUCCUGCACCUCCGCGAGACUGCUGGCUUGGGCUUACCGCUUAUCAUUCGGGAGCCACGCCUAACGUCCUGCACUCCGGACCACCUUCCCGACGUCUUCGGGGCGGUACCUUACGUCGACGUCAUCCGCUGCGCCGAGCACGGCGCCCUCAUCCUCUCUCACGACGUCCCCGCCACAUGGGUGCCAGCCUACUGGACCAUCUCCUCGCCCUCAUCACCCUUAAUGUCCAAAACUCACGCGCCUGCCGCCACUCGCCACUCACAAGUGAUCGACACAACCGGCGCAGGCAACUGCUUCCUAGGCGGCUACGCCAUCGGCUUCGUCACCACAGGCGACCCCAUCCAAGCCGCGCAUUUUGGUUCCGUGGCCAGCAGCUUCGUCGUCUAG
Messenger RNA from Cyphellophora europaea CBS 101466, 615 nucleotides. RefSeq lists its product as uncharacterized. NCBI's taxonomy places the organism in Eukaryota, Fungi, Ascomycota, Eurotiomycetes, Chaetothyriales, Cyphellophoraceae. The coding region runs from base 1 to 615 and encodes 204 amino acids. The transcript is spliced from 2 exons. The record is from RefSeq and is a predicted model, not a curated record.